Phacochoerus africanus (Common warthog) is the source of this 3615-nucleotide messenger RNA. RefSeq names its product C-C motif chemokine receptor 10 (gene CCR10). Lineage: Eukaryota; Metazoa; Chordata; Mammalia; Artiodactyla; Suidae. Gene Ontology annotation, molecular function: C-C chemokine receptor activity. The record is from RefSeq and is a predicted model, not a curated record. The transcript has 3 exons. Gene Ontology annotation, cellular component: membrane. Gene Ontology annotation, biological process: G protein-coupled receptor signaling pathway; immune response; chemotaxis. The coding region runs from base 2364 to 3455 and encodes 363 amino acids.
CAUCGCCGUCGAAAUAGAGCACGUCGGACUCUGCGCGCAGGACAGUAGGUGGGUGGGGGACGGGGAGACCGAGUGUCUCCCGGGGCCCCCCCACGACCUCGCAGCCUUACUGUAAGGGCAGCCGUAGAUGCCGAGCCUCAGGCCGAUCUUGCCGCGCGGGUUCCAGGCCAAGGGCACAAUGCGGAUGUAGCGCGCGGUGAAGUGGUAGUGCAGGUCGUGGCGAACCACCCCCGACUCGUUCACGUUACCGAAGAAGGUCUGAGGGCAAGGGGAGAGGAAUGACCACGGCCCCACCCUCUGCUUGUUCCUCCCCAGCCCACGGUUGUCGCAUCCAGCCAAUCUCGGCUUCUGGAAGGCAGACACUCCUUAUCUCUCUGCCUUCAUGGCUUUAGGCAAACACUGUUUCCCUAGCCUAGAGCGUCCUAUUAUUUCCUCAGAGCUCAACUCAGAUGUCACCUCCUUCAAGAAGCUCUCCUAGAUUUUACCUUGAAGUGCGUUCAACACUGUCAUUGGGAGCAUCUUGUCUUGCACUCGUGGCCAGCUGACAGCCUCUCUGGACUGAGUCCCUGGAGUGGAAGUCACUGCUCCUCAUCUGUGCCCUGCCCCACCUCCUCCCCUCCCCCCAAGCUAGUGCCCAGCCAGGCCCAGGUCUCAGAGCUGAGGAGGUUCCCCAAGUGUGUGGACGGGGAGCCUAGAAUACCGAGUUGUGCCCUUGCUGAUAGAACGGUGUCCAGCUGUCCACUCGGUCACCGUAGAGCAGCAUGUACCGUGUGACCCAGUCCCAAGAGUUAAAGGAGCCCUGCGUGGCCACAGCUCGGAUCCGGUGCUUCUUCAUGAGGUCGAUCUGGAGCCAGGGAUUCGGGUCCCCAAUCCGGGGAGACCACCCGCUUAUGCCUAUAGAAGGGGCAAGGGCCUUCACCACUGGCUUCCCUUAUUACCUCCAGCCCUCCAGAGUCCCCCGCCCCACCCUGGGGUGUUGCCCCGCUCACCGUGCAGCCGGGCAAAGCGCGGCGCAGUGAAGAGCCCAUAGUAGGAGGAGGCGCCCAGGGAGCGAGCGUACAGGGGCCCGACCAGCUCCUCAUCACAGCCGUCUGGGUUGGGAAACCGACAUAUUGAUCAAGGUGGCCCCUCCCGGUCCUUCCAAAGGCCCAGCAAGCUGAGCAUCUGGAGCUCUUUCUUCUCUAUCCCCCAGUGGCUGACCCAGCCCAUCUACUCAUCUGGGCCGCAGCAACAGCUGCACACUUAGUGGAGGCUGCCUUCUCCUUCUGGGGGAACCCCUAGUCCAGACCCUUCCCAAUUCAGGUUCAGUACUCGCCAAAACACAACGCCAAACCUCAGCAUCUUUCAGAGCCCGAGUCACCUCAAGACAUUAAUCCAGCCCCAGAUUUAGCCUCAAUCUCAUUCUUCAGCACCCCAAACCUGCACCAACCCCGAUUCCAGGCCUUGGUCCCAACCCCAGCCAGUCCUAACACCAUUACCAGUUCCAUGUCCAAUCUUAGCACUGUACAGGACCACCAAAUACUGCGUGGAUCCCAGCCCCCGAAUCCAGCCCCAGCCCCAAACCCUAGACCCUGGGCCGGCUCCAAGCCCAGCCCCAGCCCCUGGCAAAACCUUAACCAUAGCCCCGGUCACCUGUAUUACCCAUAUUCCCAACCCUCAAACCCGGGCACUAGCUCCCUCUUGGAUCCCAGUCCCAAAUCCCAGCCGACCCCGGGGCCGACUCUAUCCUCAGCUCGAGCGAAUCCCUAGCCUGGAGCACGCGCGCCAGCCUCGGAGCUGCAUUGCGGAGCGCGGGGGAGAGGCAGCAAGGAUGAAAGCGGAGGAGCGCGCGCCGGCGGGGAAGGCACCUGCGACCACCCAGCCGCAAUGCGGUGUGGGACCCGCCCUGCAGGCCUUGGACUCCCGGCCCCCACGCAGCCUGCCUGCGAGCCCUGCACUCACAGUAGCCCCAUCCCCGGGCUCCUGAGACCGCGGCGAGCAGGAUGCAGAAGAGCCGGAGACGCAUCAUGCAGGGCUGACGGGUCCGGCGGCCGCCUCCCAGAGCCCGGCUCCAGCUAGGGCUCCGGUUCCAGUUCGACUUUCCUCCUGGGAUGAAAAACCUGAGGCUCAGCGAGAUCAAAAAACCUACUUAGGAUCACACAGGUAGCCAGGAAAUGAUGAGAUGCCAAAACCCAUUCUUUUUCUCCUGGCCAGGUAAAGAGAAGUUAUUUUUAGGGGGUAGAAAGGAAAAAGGUAGGUAAAGAGGACCCGCAGACCCUAAUCCCCACCGCCUUCUUGGCCCUUUUCCCCGCCCCUUCCUUCCUGUCCCUCUAGUUUAACUUCUCUCUGCAGUGGCUUUACCUCAGAAACCUGAGUAGCCAGAGAUGGGGACUGUGCCCGCAGAGCAGGUUUCCUGGGGCCCCUACUCCGGGGACUAUGAAGAGGCAUAUUCUGCUGAACCGUUGCCAGAGCUCUGCCACAAGGCUGAUGUCCAGGCCUUCAGUCGGGCCUUCCAACCCAGUGUCUCUUUGACCGUGGCUGCUCUGGGUCUGGCGGGCAAUGGCCUGGUCCUGGCCACCCAUCUGGCGGCCCGUCGCGCUGCCCGCUCGCCUACCUCCGCCCACCUGCUCCAGCUGGCCCUGGCCGACCUCCUGCUGGCUCUGACUCUGCCCUUUGCUGCAGCCGGGGCUCUGCAGGGCUGGAGUCUGGGAAGUGUCACCUGCCGCGCCAUUUCGGGCCUCUACUCGGCCUCCUUCCACGCCGGCUUCCUCUUCCUGGCCUGUAUCAGCGCCGACCGCUACGUGGCCAUCGCGCGAGCCCUCCCAGCUGGACCGAGACCCUCCGCGCCGGGCCGGGCACACUUGGUCUCCGUCGUCGUGUGGCUGUUAUCGCUGCUCCUGGCGCUGCCUGCUCUCCUUUUCAGCCAGGACGGCCAGCGGGAAGGCCAGCGGCGCUGCCGUCUCAUCUUCCCCGAGGGCCUCACGCAGACGGUGAAGGGGGCGAGCGCCGUAGCGCAGGUGGUCCUGGGCUUCGCGCUGCCGCUGGGCGUCAUGGCGGCCUGCUACGCGCUCCUGGGCCGCACGCUGCUGGCCACCAGGGGGCCCGAGCGCCGGCGCGCGCUGCGCGUCGUGGUGGCCCUGGUGGCGGCGUUUGUGAUACUGCAGCUGCCCUACAGUCUCGCCCUGCUGUUGGAUACUGCUGACCUACUGGCGGCCCGCGAGCGGAGCUGCCCUGCCAGCAAGCGCAAGGAUCUGGCACUGCUGGUGACCGGAGGCUUGGCCCUCGCCCGCUGCGGCCUCAACCCAGUGCUCUACGCAUUUCUGGGCCUGCGCUUCCGCCAGGACCUGCGGAGGCUGCUUCGGAGUGGGGGCUGCAGUCCAGGGCCUCACCCCCGCGGCCGCUGCCCCCGCCGGCCCCGCCUUUCUUCCUGUUCGGCUCCCACUGAGACCAACAGUGUCUCCUCCUGGGAUCACUAGAGCUGCGAAUCAAGAGAAGGGGGAGGGCUGAGGAAAUGAUUCCAGGGAGGGUAGUGGGAAAGGGGAAUAAGCGGGGGACACGGAGGAAGAGGUAGGGACCUAAAGGAAUUGCUUCUGUUCUUUGGCAUAUUAAAUUUACAACAUGGAAAUGAGAUGCAAC